Molecule: messenger RNA, 807 nt
Organism: Quercus lobata
Lineage: Eukaryota; Viridiplantae; Streptophyta; Magnoliopsida; Fagales; Fagaceae
Exons: 1
Coding region: 1-807 (268 amino acids)
Source: RefSeq, a predicted model, not a curated record
AUGGCAGGCGACCCCGCAAAACACAACCAAAGCCUAUAUUGCGAAUACCACCAAGAACCGGGGCACACCACCGAUAAUUGCAGAAAUCUGAAAAACCACUUGGACCGGCUAGUCCGAGAGGGAAAGCUGAGACAUCUCUUGUAUCAUCCCGGUGGCCGACAAGAGCAGACGGGCGUCGAGGCAAGGCAAAACACCUUGAGACCGCCUAUUGGCACGAUAAAUGUCAUUCUUGCCGCUCUAGGAAGAAUCGGCUCCCAUCCUUUCAGAGUGAUGUCGGUGGCCCGACUCCCCGCCGAAGUCGAUGACCGUGAGUUUAAGAGGGCUAAAGGGAUGGUCUCGCCCAUACUCGGAUUCUCGGAUGAGGAUAAAGUUGGAACCAUUCAGCCCCACGACAAUGCUCUAGUUGUCACACUCAGGAUUGGGGGAUAUGACGUGAAGAGGGUGCUAGUUGAUCAGGGCAGUGCCGUGGAAGUAAUGUACCCCGACCUGUACAAGGGGCUGAAGUUGAGACUGGAAGACUUGACAGCAUACGACUCCUCUUUGGUAAGUUUCAAAGGGAAAACUAUUACUCCGAAAGGCCCGAUUAGGCUGCCUAUACAAACAGGCUCGGACAUAGUAGAGGUGGACUUCAUAGUGGUGGACACGUAUUCGCCCUACAUCGCCAUUGUAGCCAGACCUUGGCUUCAUGUCCUAGGAGCUGUAUCCUCAAACUUACACCAAAAGGUGAAGUACCCGUUGGAGGGUCGGGUCAAAGAAGUGAUAGGGGACCAAGCCAUGGCCCGGCAAUGCAUGGUGUCCGCCAUCUAA